Chiroxiphia lanceolata (lance-tailed manakin) is the source of this 552-nucleotide messenger RNA. It is a transcript of the gene ATOX1, whose product is annotated as antioxidant 1 copper chaperone. Gene Ontology annotation, cellular component: cytosol. Gene Ontology annotation, biological process: copper ion transport. The record is from RefSeq and is a predicted model, not a curated record. Gene Ontology annotation, molecular function: metal ion binding; copper chaperone activity. The transcript has 4 exons. Bases 113 to 328 code for a protein of 71 amino acids. NCBI's taxonomy places the organism in Eukaryota, Metazoa, Chordata, Aves, Passeriformes, Pipridae.
UCCUUGACCCUCUCCCCGCGCCUCCCGACGGCCUCAGGCCCGGAGCGGGCACGGACCGCCCCUUCCUCCGCGUCGCGGCCGCCGCCGGGAUCCGGGAUCCAGGAUCUCCGCCAUGCCGAAACACGAGUUCUUUGUGGACAUGACCUGCGAAGGCUGCUCCAACGCGGUCACCCGUGUCCUGCACAGGCUGGGAGGUGUCCAGUUUGACAUUGACCUGCCCAACAAGAAGGUGUUCAUCGACUCGGAGCACAACGUUGACACCCUGUUGGAAACCCUGAAGAAGACUGGAAAGAACACUUCCUACCUUGGGGAGAAGUCUGCUCAGUAGCCUUGCCUGGUGUGAGGAGGAACUCAAACAUGGCUUCAGCAAAAAGAUGCCUUAACUGUUUGCAUGUUUCCCAGCUUGCUGUGUCAUUUGACCUGUGCCAGAUGUCAGAAAGCAGAAGGCUGGCAGGAGGAGACAGCUGCAUCUUGGGCUUUAGAAAUCCAGAGGAGGAGGUUAUGUUUUCUUUCUAGUCCCACAGUAAAUCGAGGCGCUGCUUUUAACUUUCA